Molecule: messenger RNA, 11715 nt
Organism: Euleptes europaea (tarantolino)
Lineage: Eukaryota; Metazoa; Chordata; Lepidosauria; Squamata; Sphaerodactylidae
Gene: ABCA12
Product: ATP binding cassette subfamily A member 12
Exons: 52
Coding region: 1-11715 (3904 amino acids)
Biological process (GO): transmembrane transport; lipid transport
Cellular component (GO): intracellular membrane-bounded organelle; membrane
Molecular function (GO): ABC-type transporter activity; ATP binding; ATP hydrolysis activity
Source: RefSeq, a predicted model, not a curated record
AUGGCUUCGCUCUUCCAGCACUUGCGGGUCCUGCUGUGGAAGAACUGGCUGAGUGUCAGGAGGCAACCGCUCUGGUCACUGACAUUAAUCGCCUGGCCAGCAAUCACAUUCAUCCUAGUGGCCAUUAUUCGACUCAGUUUCCCCCCAGAAGCUCAGCCAAAUUGUUACCUUGCCCCCCGGAAUCUUCCUAGUGCUGGUUUCUUCCCAUUUCUCCAAACUGUGCUCUGUAAUUCAGAUGCUGUGUGCAAAGCCUCACCAUAUACACCAGAAGACCUCCUGCCAAAGCUGAAUGGUCUUUCACCCAUACGCCGAAAGCGGAGAAGAGCGGCUAAUCCGGAGAGGGGCAGCAAUCUGCCAUCCCAGAGGGCUGAUGCUACCAAAAGCAGAAAUGUUUCUUUGGAGCUGAUUGAUUCAAUAGCCAGUCUGAAAAGCGCCAUGGAAAACAUUCCAUCAUCCAGCCACGGCAGAACCCCCUGGCUCGGAAAGAUUCUCAGCCCGGGAGAGAUGCCCGUGCAAACAUCAACCGUGGCUAAUCUUAAAGCUGGUAUCUGUGACGUCUUGUCAGCGUCUGCCUCUUCUCAGAACCCCCUCUGGGAAGCCAUGGGAGCAAAUGUCUACCAGACGUUUUGCUUCACUGAGUUGUCUCUUGUGGAGUCCUUUUUCCGAGAAUUCAGAAGUCAGAUUUCUAAGUUGCAGGACGAUCCUCAGUACCAGGUCACCUUUGUCAGGGAAACGGUCUCUUUCCUGUCGCUCCUCUCCCAACUGCAGAACGAAACGUCCGUGUGGCGCCUCCUGCUGCUGGCCCCGGAUAUCACUCGAGGGGUCAUCCGAGUGAAGGGGAUGGUGGCUGCCCUUCAGAACACAAGCAGCAAAAUAAUAUCUCCAGAGUUUGCUGGUGCUGAUUUCAAAAUGGAGAAUAUGUCAAAGGAUUUAGAAGCUAUUAAAAAGUCUCUGCAUCUUUUCAAAGAUUUACAAGAAGGUGACAGCACUACUGAACUGAAAAACCUAAAGUCGUUUGAUCUAUUUGAUAAUAAGACUAUGCUGAGAUUGAUUGAAAUCCUUUCAUGGCAAUCGAGGGGAGAAAAACACAAUGCGUUAAGGGACCUAUUAAGUAAUGAAGACUUCUAUGAAGGCUACAAUUUUACAUCGCUGCUGCUUCAGACUGGCUUCAACAGGUCAUCCUUAUUCCAAAUGAUGACUCACUUGAAAGAAAUCCAAAAUAUCUACAACUUAACCAGAAAUAUUUGGGACCUAGUAUUUUCAAACAAGACUAAUUUUAAGGCCACAAAAUUAUGGCAAACCAUGAAAAUGAUAACUUCUCACAAAUUUCUUUACAUGCCUGAGAAAGUUAAGAGAUACUUAACUGCAGUUCAAGAGGUGCCCUCACUGUUUGCAAAUUCUGUACUUAAGCCUACAACUAUUGAAAACUUUCCUGAGAAGAUCCUUGCUCUGCAGAAAAUCUUUGAUAUUGUAGCAAAUGUUAAUGCGAGUCACGGUUACCUAUUGAUCUCCUCAUUAACAGACAUGAUGCAGAAAAUCCAAAAUUCCAUCGAUGCCUAUCAGUGGAAUGAAUUAAAUACCUAUUGGCAUAUUGGUGAAAAAUUAAGAGCUGCCAAAUGGAACAAUACAGACAUCGUUGCUUAUGGGCAGUUUCUAGAUAUACUCCACAAGAGUCUGUACAUUCAUCGCGAUGGUUCUGCCCUUUUUAAUGAAGGACUGGAGCAACUGACUGCACUGGCGAACCGUUUACUAGAAGACUACGGCGUAGAAGGCGUAGAUGAGGGAAAUAUCUCAGUGGUUUUAGACACCAUCGUGAAAACCCUACAUGUGUUAGAAGACCUGGAGGAAAAGUACACUAGUGAAUUGAUCACUAUGAAUCCACUAGUGAAUGCUGAUGGUGAUAAUGAAACUAUCCAAAGAUUGUUUGAAAUAUUCAAAGAAGGAGUCGAUAUACUUUCUGAUCCAAGAUUGUUGGAAGCAUCCAGUAUUAAAAAAAUGGACAACCUCUUCAGUUUUUCACGCUUGUUAAAUCUGCAGGAUGUGUACAGGACUCCAGGAAGGCAUAAUGCAUCAGCGGAGGGAGAAGUGUUAGAACUCUGGUAUUUAACCUUGAGCCCUUUUGUAGGGGAAGAUAUUCAGGAUAAUGAAAGGCUGCUGAACUGCACCGUCAAAGACCUCCAUCGUAUUACCGUUGAAGUCUUGUUUAGAGACACCACACUAAAUGAGGCCCUGGCAGAAAGCGACUGCCGCUUCCUUUUUACUUCCAUGAACACAGAAAACAGGACAGGGAUCAACAAUCAAACAUUUACUGACGUGUUUCAGCUUGUGCUACAAAACUUAAAAUCACUACCAACUCUUGCUGCCCUCCAGAAAAGCAAAUAUUUUUCAGAUGAAUUUCAGUGCUUUGUCAAAUCACUAGAGUUAUCAUCAGAGUUUCUUUCCAAAUUGGAUACGUUUAAUGACUACAAGCAUCCAUGGAUACAAAAGAUGCAUAAAAGUCUAACAACCGUCUCAAGCAAACUCUUCCAGAGUAAUCAGUCCUGCCAAAUGCCAUCAUUUGGCAAUAUGGCGGUUGUAAACAAAUCUUUGGCAUUUCAGUUCUUGAUUCCUUUUGUGAUGAAUGAUACAGAAACUUAUUCACAACAUUUAUCUGUCAGUCCGUCCAUCCGGGAGCAAGCGCUUGCGUUUUUUAUGUCACUGCUCAAUGAAUCUGACAAGAAUACUAGUAUGUCAAAGAUGUUAGAAAACUGGGGAAAAGCUGUCAGCCACCCACAAUGGAAGAAUUUAUCAGCUGUCUUGAGUAAGGCUGCAAAUAUAUUGAACACCACACAAAAAGUGACAGAUGUGCCCCUCCUGGAAAGUAUUAGAAAAGCUCUAAUGCUUGUCGGCACAGGAUUACCUCCAAAUUCAGCUGAUACUCAUCGAAUCUUUGAAAUCCUGAACAGGGGAGUGAAUGCUUCCUAUUUUGAAGAUAUGCUUAAUUCAUUAAAAUUGUCCAACAUAACCUCCGAGACAGAUUACAGAACUUACUUAGAAAGACAUUUUAAUACUUGGUCUCCAAAUGCUCUUGUCCUUGCUCAAAGGCUUUUCUACCUUAACCCUCAGUGGGAAGACACCAAAAAGGCAUUAAAUUUAACUAGGAUGAUUUGGAAUAAGUUGUUUUUAAAUGAGACCAGCUUUAAUUUAGCAGUGAUAUGGGAAACAGUCAAAAAGGUGAUGUCUGAUACAAUUUCUCUGUCUCCCACGGACACAAGACAUGACCUCCACUCAACCCAGAAAGCCUCAUUGCUGCUUUCAAAUUUUAUGCUUAAAUCUAAUGCCACAAAAAACAUUCUGGAGCAAAUUUUAUCACUUCAGCAUGUCUACAACUUUACAGCAAAUGUCGACAUGAAUAAAAACUACCCGUUCGUUGUUCAUCUCUCAGAAAUAAUGCAGAGAAUCCAAAGCAUGAUAAAUAAACUGUGGUGGGAUGAGCUGAGUGACCUUGAACGUAAACUGAAAUCCAUGAAACUGAAUAGUUCAGUUCCAGAUGCAGACAGACAUUUUUUGAAAAUUCUGCACAAUCACUUAUUUACACAGCAUAAUGCUUCUGAUCUUCAUUCCCGUCUAGAGCUGUUUACUAGUCUUUUAUCCCAUGUAUCAAACCUCCAAAAUAAGAACAUCUCAGAAGCAUUAACCACUGUCCUCGGGAAUCUGUUCUUUCAGGAAAACUUUGAACACCGAUUCAACAUCAGCCAAUUAGAAACACUGAUGAAUGAAAGUAAUAAAACCCUCCAGACAAUAUAUGACACAUGGAAGAGAGGGACCAUAAUGCUGUCUGACAGCAAACUGGAAGAAGCAACUGAUAAAGAAAGAAUUGCCGCCCUGUAUGACUUUUCGCACUUUCUGUUUCAAAGAGAGUUCAACCAGUCUUUGUUGGGGCCCAGGGAUUCUUCGGAAGCAAAAGUAGUGGACAUCUUGCAUUUAUCUCUGAGCCCUUUCUUAGAUAUGAGGAACCACAGUGGAAAGCUAAAGAGCUGCACCGCCAAGGAUGUCAUCCACAUAAUACUUCAGAUGCUGCUUAAAAAUGCCACACUUCACGAGUCCUUCAAACAAAGCCAUUGUGAAGCCCUUUUCACUUCCAGGAAUUCUGAAAACAGAACAAAGCCUAAUCAAACAUUGACUGAAGCGUUCAACUUCUCAAUAAGAAAUUUAAAGCUGAGUCCAGAGUCAGCAAAUCUUUACAAAAGCCGUGAUAUUUCUAGCACAUUGUUAUGUGUCAUUAGAUCACUACAGUUUUCUUCAGGCUUGCUUUCAAAAAUGGACAUCCUUUUUAAUUCUAAAAAUCCUUGGAUACAACAAACUUAUAAGUCUUUAGCAGCCAUCGUGAAAGCAGCGCCCCAAAAUAAUUCAGCAUGCUUAAUCCCGGUCCUUGAUGGAAUGAAUGAUGUAGUCAAUUAUUAUCCUUUAAACAUUGUUUCUUCUUUCCUUGCAAAUGGAACAGACUUUCAUUCACAAAAUUUUACUGAUAGGCUAGUGGAUGGGAAUACAUUGUCCUUGUUCUUUAAGUUCUUGGAGGAUAAUGUCCACCAGUCUGCUGACAUGAACGAAUCUCUGCAGAUGGCCGAUGAUGUCUCUAGCCUUUCUGGAGCAAACCGUUUUUCACAAAUCUGGAACUUGGUCUCCAAAUGGAACCUCACUGAAAUGGAGUAUGCAAAACAUGGUAUGAAAUGGAUGGACAGGGAUCUCACCCACAGCGUGUUGAAUCCUGCUAUAUUGGAGGCCAGCAUUUAUAGUCUCAAAAACGUGAUGUUUUCAUCUUUGUUGAAGAAGCUGCAAACAGACCAUGAUCCAAAUUUUCAUUCAAACAGACCAAAUAUGGAAUAUGUAUUUGAGCACAUUACAUACCCUUUUGUCAUGAUCACUGAAAUGCUUCUCCAAAAAACCUUACUCCAGAAUGAGUUGGGGAAAACAUCAUCUCCAAACAAGCUGAUAGCACAGUUUUUGUUUUCAGAGUUUGAAAAUAUGUUCUUAAAAAUGCUGCCCGAUAAUGGCUUUCGAUCACACAUGCUUUGCCUGAUAAACAUGACUGAAAAUCUAGACGGUGAAUUAUCAGAAGAUGCCGCUGUCCCUCUGAACACAGAACCACUGAAGCAGAUCCUUUCCGCCCACCCGGAUAUCUACAAGGAACAUUCAUCCAUUCCAGAAAUCCUGAUGUUCAGACUUUCCCGUCUCCAGAACCUGACGUUGGCGCUUUGUGACCCUGAGCAGCUCAGGGCAGCGCAGCAAGCUUGCCAGCUCCCCGUGGUCAGCUUUGAGGACACUUGCAAACAGAGCGAGUUACACACAAAGCUUCUCCAUGGUGUCACACUAGGUGAUCAUCUUGUGACCAGCCUAUUGAAUCGAAGAAGUGUGCCGGGAGAACUUCGGGAAAUACUGAUUGGAGACCCCUCAAAACUCCAGCAGGAAAUUAACUGGUUUCGAGAAAACGUGCCGCAGUUUCAUUAUAUCCGAGAUAUCCCUCAAUAUGUGGCUUCAGUGAAUUCUAUUGUGAAUCACACAAAGAAUGCAGCACAUUCCGAGAAACAAGACACGAUGAUAGAUCUGUUCAGAAAUGUUGACUACCUCAAGGAGGAUCUCAGGAAUGUGGUAGGAAUGUCAACGGAAAGUGUCGAUGCUCUUUUGGAAAUGCCUCUCCCAGAAAACAGAACAGAGCUCUUCUUUCAGAUGCUCCAGCUUGAGUCUUGUCAAUAUGGUGGUGCUGAUGCAAAGCUGGAGAUCGUAGCCAAGGAGUUCUGCAACCUGCCACUCACAGAACGGGUCCACAAAUCCUAUGUUUUGGGGGUCACACUUCUGCAUUACUUGGACGUGUACAACUUCAUGUACAAGAUGCUUUUCCCCAAGGAACUACAGUCUUCUCUGGAUAAGGUGUUUGGUCUUCUCCAAGAUUUGGAUCACUUCAAGAACCGGGUGGAAUCUGAUGUUCGCCCGCUCUUGGAUGCAAUUAAUUCCCUUAAAAAGCUGCGCCAGUCAAGAAAUGCUCCGCUUUCCAAGGCGCUGUUCAAGGCCGGCAACCUGACAAUGAACACAGGGUCGUUCCAAACCAUUUCCAAAACUCUCUGCAACCAGGAAGUCACCCCUCUGUUUUUUGAAUCCCUGCUUCCUGAUUUCGAAGAGCAGAACAUCCACCAUUCUUCCUCCGUACAAGAUGAGGGGGUGAAACAUACUAUGAAGAAAUACGGCAUCCCACAGGAUUCCACCCCCUUCUGCUUGUCAUUCUAUUUGGACCUGGUCAGGACACCUACGGGGGCAUUAAUUUGGUCUUUCCUCAAGCCCAUGCUGCUGGGGAAGAUUUUGUAUACACCGGACACCCCUGAAACACGAGCCAUCAUGGGAAAGUCUAAUUCAACUUUGAAGUUGAUGGCUGAUAUAGCACGUAAAUCCCAGGAGUGGCUGGACAAUUCACCACUACUCAUGAAUUCACUGUCCACAUUAGAUCAGACCAUUCCAGUACUGAAGACUACGUUGCGGAAUCCCUUUGUGCAAGUUUUCAUCAAACUCAUGGUGAGGCUGGACGCCGUCGAUCUUCUGGACCAAAUUAAUCGGCUGGAUGAUAUACGUUUGGAACUGCAAAAUAAUGCUGACAUCAUAAAUCAACUCGACACCUUGUCAAGACUAACAGUCAACGUUUCCUCCUGUGUGCUGUUUGAUCGCAUCAAACCUGAGAAGUCUGUAGACGAACUUGAGACGGCGGCAAAAGAACUGUUUUUGAAGAACGAGCUUUUUGCCAGUAUCAUUUUCAAGUUGCCCUCAGACAACGGAAAGGGGAACAGAACCGACCCUGGACGCCUUUCCCUUCCACCCUUGGUCAAUUAUACCAUUCGAAUGAGCAGUAAGAUUGCCCAAACAACCAAAAGGAUCCGAGAAAAAAUCUGGACGGUGGGUCCACAUAACUCAGCCUCCCAAAGCCAGAUCUACAGCCGGGCCUUUGUCUACAUCCAGGACAGCCUCGAAAGAGCCAUCAUUGAACUGCAGACGGGGAAACGGGCAGAAGACAUCGCCGUGCAAGUUCAGGCGACCCCCUACCCUUGCUACAGCAAAGAUAUGUUCCUGACCAGCGUGACCUACUCUCUCCCGUUUACCCUGAUGGCCGCUUGGGUGCUGUUCAUUGCAGCUUUUGUGAAGAAGCUUGUUCAAGAGAAAGACCUGAGGCUUUAUGAGUACAUGAAGAUGAUGGGUGUCAAUUCCAGCAGCCAUUUCUUCGCCUGGUUCCUGGAGUGCGCCUCCUUCCUCCUCAUCACGGUCACCUUCCUCAUCCUGAUCCUCAAGGUGGGCAACAUCCUGCCCCAGAGCAACGUGGCGAUCUUGUUCCUGUACCUCACCGACUACAGCUUCUCCAUCAUUGCCAUGUGCUACCUCAUCAGCGUCUUCUUCAACAACACCAAUAUCGCCGCUCUGGUUGGGAGCCUCGUCUACAUCCUGACCUUCUUCCCUUUCAUCGUGCUGCUAGUUGUUGAGAAUCACGUCAGCUUCUCCGUGAAGAGCCUGCUGAGCCUCUUGUCUCCAACGGCGUUCAGCUAUGCCAGCCAGUAUAUCGCCCGUUAUGAAGAGCAAGGCGUUGGUCUGCAGUGGGACAAUGUGUAUAAAUCACCCAUGACAGGAGACAACACGAACUUUGGCUGGAUGUGCUGGCUAAUUCUGAUAGAUUCCUUUAUUUAUUUCAUUCUGGGAUGGUACAUUAGGAAUGUUUUUCCAGGAAAAUAUGGCAUGGCGGCCCCAUGGUAUUUCCCACUCCUCCCGUCGUAUUGGGUAGAGCAGUACAGCUACAUCCCCCUGUGGGAUGGAAAGACAAAAGGCCUUCAGUUCACCAGCUUCUUCUGGAGGAAAGAGCCGGCGUUCCCUGAGAAGAUGUUUGUCCAGAGCGCCUUGCCUUCUAACCUCGAAGCAGAACCUACCAACUUAACGGUGGGAGUUUCUUUGCAUGGAAUAACAAAGGUUUAUGGAUCCAAAGCUGCCAUUCAGAACCUCAACCUGAAUUUUUAUGAAGGAAACAUCACUUCGUUGCUGGGUCAUAACGGAGCUGGAAAAACUACGACAAUAUCGAUUCUGACAGGCUUGUUCCCGGCUUCAUCAGGCACGAUCUUUGUUUAUGGCAAAGACAUCCGAACCGACCAGGACAUCAUCAGGAAGGACAUGGGGAUCUGCAUGCAGCACAACGUGCUCUUCAGCUACCUGACCACCAAGGAACACCUGCAGUUGUACGGCUACAUCAAAGUGCCUCACUGGAGCAAGCAAGAGCUGCAGGAAGAAGUGGAAAGGACCCUGAAGGACACUGGCUUAUACCUCCAUCGCCACAAGCUCGUGGGCUCCUUAUCGGGAGGGAUGAAAAGGAAGCUGUCAAUAUCCAUCGCCCUCCUUGGAGGGUCGAGGGUUGUGAUUCUGGACGAGCCGACCACGGGGGUUGAUCCGUGUUCAAGGAGGGGCAUUUGGGAGAUCAUAUCGAAGAACAGAAAAGGCAGAACGAUCAUCCUCUCCACCCACCAUUUGGACGAGGCGGAAGUCUUGAGUGACAGGAUCGCCUUCUUGGAGAACGGAGGGCUCAAGUGCUGCGGAUCCCCCUUCUACCUCAAGGAGACGUAUGGCAGCGGAUACCACCUGACGCUCACCAAGAAGAAGAGCUCAGCCUUUAGCCUGGCAGGAGAAUGCGACACCUCCGUCGUGACGGCCAUGAUCCAGUCGCACCUCCCAGCAGCCUACCUCAAGGAAGACAUCGGGGGAGAGCUGGUCUACGUGCUGCCCCCAUUCAACAGCCGAGUCUCUUCGGCCUACCAGUCCCUGCUGAAAAGCCUGGACAGCGGAGCCAGCGACCUCCACAUCGGCUGCUACGGGAUUUCAGACAGCACCGUGGAAGAGGUGUUUCUCAAUUUGACCAAAGACUUGUCAGAAGGCGAACAAGAGGAUCCAGAGCUGCCCCGAGAGGAACCCGGCUGCGCUCUGGAGAAUGAUGAGAUGUCCAUGAACUCCGACAACUUUACGGAAAGAGACGACCAGGCCUUGGUCAAGUCCAAGAAGCCGAGCCACUUCCGCCUCUCGCUGAGGAAGGCGGCCGCCUUGUUCGUGAAGAGGUUCCACCACACCCGGCGCAACGUGAAGGGCUUCAUCGCUCAGGUCAUCCUCCCGGUGCUCUUUGUGACGGCCGCCAUGGGCCUUGGCACCCUCAGGACAGAGGUGGCCGAAUACCCGGCCCUCCACCUCUCCCCUUCCUUGUACGGCGACUCUGGCCAGGCGGACUUCUUUGGAAACUACAACGAGAGCACCGGGCCUUUGGUUGCUGCCUUGCUUGCUUUCCCUGGAGUGGACAACACGUGCCUGAACAGAAGCAACCCAGGGUGUUUCAAGGAAGACGUGCCUGGGGAGUGGCUCUCCGGUGGGAACCAGAGCGCCCAGUAUUCCACCUGCAAUUGCACAGAGAACCAACAGAUCUGCCCCAAAGUUGAUUUUUCUCCUCCUCACAAAAGAACUUUCUCAUCCCGGACAGUUUACAACCUAACUGGCCACGAUGUAGAGGCAUACCUUCUAAUAACUGCCAAGGACUUUGUGCAGAAGAGGUAUGGUGGUUGGAGUUUUGGGAUGCCUUUGACAAGCGACCUCCAGUUCGAUAUCAACCCUGUGCCGGCUAACAGAACACUCACUAAGGUCUGGUAUAAUCCAGAAGGAUACCACAGCCUCCCAGCCUUCCUGAACAGCUUGAAUAACUUCAUACUCCGAGCAAACUUGCCGAAGGAGAAGUCCUCCACCUACGGUAUUGCUGUCGUUGCUCAUCCGUAUCCUGGAGGAGAGAGUCAGGAACAAGUCAUGCUGAGUAGUCUACUGGAUAUCAUCGUCUCCAUGUCUGUCCUGAUCGGCUACUCCAUCACGACAGCCAGCUUCGUGCUCUACGUGGUGAAGGAGCACCAGAACAAGGCCAAACAGCUGCAGCACAUCUCGGGCCUCGGGGUGACCAGCUACUGGGUGACCAACUUCAUCUAUGACCUCGUUUAUUUUAUGGUACCUAUUGCGCUCUCCAUUGGAGUAAUUUCAGCUUUCCAGAUUCCAGCUUUCUUCAACGACAAUAACCUGUUGGCCGUGUUCCUUCUUCUGUUCCUCUUCGGAUACGCAACAUUUUCGUGGAUGUAUUUGCUGGCCGGGAUCUUCAAGGAAACCGGGAUGGCCUUCAUCGUUUAUGUCUGCAUCAACUUGUUCUUUGGCAUCAACACCAUUAUCACUCACUCCGUGGUGUUUCUGCUUUCCCAAGAAAAGGCCACGGAUCAGGGCUUGCACGACCUCGCUGAGACCCUGAGACACGUUUUCCUGAUGUUUCCACAAUUCUGCUUUGGGAACGGUUUGAUCGAGCUGUCGCAGCACCAGGCCCUGAUGGGGUUCCUCAAAGCUUACGGGGUGGUUUACCCAGACAAGACCUUUGAGUUGGACAGGAUCAGCUCCAAGCUGCUGGGACUUUUCCUCCAGGGGACCUUGUUCUUCUCAAUCCGCCUCUUGGUCGAUGAUGGAACAAUCCAGAAAGUCUGGUAUAAAAUAUUAGAAUUCUUCUACGACAAAGCUCACGGCAAACUGCCACUCCAGCCGGAGGGUGCUGAGGAGGAGGAGGACAAGGACGUCCUGGCUGAAAGCGAGCGCGUGGCAGCCGGCAGAGCAGACUGCGACAUGCUGCAGCUCCAGAACCUCACCAAGAUCUACCAUCUCCCCCAUCGAAGGAUCGUGGCCGUCCGCAACGUCAGCAUUGGGAUCCCAGCAGGAGAGUGCUUCGGCCUGCUUGGUGUGAAUGGGGCUGGAAAAACCACCAUCUUCAAAAUGCUGACAGGGGACAUCGGGCCGUCUCAUGGGAGGCUGCUGGUCCGAGAUGAAUACGGGUCCUUGAAUGAGGUUGACGAUGCUCACUGGUCACUGUUUGGCUACUGUCCUCAAGAAGACGCCCUCGAUGAUCUCUUGACAGUGGAGGAGCACAUGUAUUACUAUGCUCGGUUGCACGGCAUCCCAGAGAAACAGAUUAAAGGGAUUGUCCUUCAGCUUCUUUAUCGACUUAAUCUGAUGACUUACAGAGAGAGAAUCACAUCGAUGUGCAGCUAUGGGACCAACAGGAAGUUAUCAACUGCUCUGGCCCUUCUUGGGAAACCAUCAGUUCUACUGCUGGAUGAGCCGAGCUCUGGGAUGGAUCCCAACGCUAAGAGGCACUUGUGGAAAAUCAUCUCGGAGGAAGUGCAGAACCAGUGUUCAGUGAUCCUGACUUCUCACAGCAUGGAAGAAUGCGAGGCCCUCUGCACGCGCCUGGCCAUCAUGGUGAACGGACGCUUCCGGUGCCUGGGUUCGCUGCAGCAUAUCAAGAGCAGGUUUGGGAAAGGAUUCACUGUGAAGAUGCACUUGAAUAAUGGUGCUGCCAGCAUAGAGAAGCUCACGCAAUUUAUGCAGUCAAGCUUCCCAAAUACGCAUCUAAAGGACCAUCAACUGAACAUGGCAGAAUACCACAUCCCAGGGUCUGCUGGAGGGGUAGCAAAUAUAUUUCAGCUACUGGAAGCCAACAAAUCAGUCUUUAAAAUCAGGCACUUCUCAGUGAGCCAAACAACUCUGGAAGAGGUUUUCAUCAACUUUGCUAAACACCAGACUGGCGCUGAUAUUCUGGAAGAAAAUUCAGACCACUCUGAUUCAAGCAGCCAAGAUACUAAUAUCGCUCCUCUCUUUUAA